This is a messenger RNA of Gadus chalcogrammus (walleye pollock), 7316 nucleotides long. It is a transcript of the gene agla, whose product is annotated as amylo-alpha-1, 6-glucosidase, 4-alpha-glucanotransferase a. The coding region runs from base 144 to 4751 and encodes 1535 amino acids. NCBI's taxonomy places the organism in Eukaryota, Metazoa, Chordata, Actinopteri, Gadiformes, Gadidae. The transcript is spliced from 35 exons. Gene Ontology annotation, molecular function: amylo-alpha-1,6-glucosidase activity; 4-alpha-glucanotransferase activity. The record is from RefSeq and is a predicted model, not a curated record. Gene Ontology annotation, biological process: glycogen biosynthetic process; glycogen catabolic process.
GGUGAAUAAUAACAUCACACACCACCACAUCUCCUAGCGGGGCCGGGCCGUAGUCCGGACCGGCGGGCGGGUAGCGGACCUGAGGCGAGUGAGAAAGAGAGAGAGACAGAGAGUGAGAUAGUGUGUCCAGCAGACGUCAGAAGAUGUUGCCCCAGCACCUGAAGCAGAUCCGAGUCCUCCAGCUCAACAACCAGGAGAACCUGGAGAGGACUCUGUUCAGACUGGAACAAGGCUUCGAGCUGCAGUUCCGUCUGGGCCCCAGCCUCCAGGGCCGCUCCGUCAGCCUCCACACCAACUACCCUGCGGCGGGGGAGGCCUUCCAGAGGAGCUGCUUCCGGGUACUGAGCUGGGUGAACCCCGCCGGCCGCGAGGACGACUCGGACAAGUACUGCUGCCUGGACCUGCAGCUGGCCGGCUCCUUCCACUUCCACUACAGCCUCGGGGACGGGGGGCGGUGCGGUGGGGGCUACCUGGUGGUGGACCCCGUGCUCCGGGUGGGCCCCGACGACCAGGUCCUGCCCCUGGAUUGCAUCACCAUCCAGACCUACCUGGCCAAGUGUCUGGGGACCCUGGACCUCUGGCCACAGAGGCUGCAGGUCGCCAAGGAGACCGGGUACAACAUGCUCCACUUCACUCCCCUCCAGACCCUGGGUGAGUCCAGGUCCUGCUACUCAUUGGCCGAUCAGCUGACCUUUAACCCCGAGUUCAGCCCUGAGGGGCGGAGCUACGGCUGGGCCGAUGUCGGCGCAUUGGUGGAGAAGAUGAAGAGAGAAUGGAACAUGCUGUCAAUCACAGACGUGGUGUACAACCACACCGCGGCUAACAGCCCCUGGCUGGCAGACCACCCGGAGUGCGGCUACAACCUGGUGAACUCACCCCACCUGCGCCCCGCCUGGGUCCUGGACCGCUCCCUCAGCCACCUCAGCGAUAGCAUUGCUAGCGGAAGCUACGUUGCUAAAGGACUUCCUGCUGAAAUCACCAGCGAGGCACACCUCAACGCGCUGCGCAGCGUCCUCUGGCAGGAAGUGUUUCCUCAGGUCAGACUGUGGGAGUUCUUCCAGGUCAACGUGGAGAACGUUGUGGCCGCCUUCAGAACCCUGCUGGAGAACCAUCCCAAACCAGACCAUAAUAAGCGAGUAGGGAAAGGGCUGAGGAUGAUCCAAGACCCUAGUUACCGUCGUUAUGGCAACACUAUUGAUAUGGACUCGGCCCUGGAGAUAUUUGUCCCUCAGAGCCCCGCCCCCCAUCACCUCCUGGAAUGCUGUGAUUCGCUGAAGCAGAGGCUGAAUGAGCUGAACGGACAGCAGUACCACAUCGUCCACCAGCACCAGGAGCAGGCAGCCAACUGCAUCGUGGGAACUGUUGUUUAUGAACGGCUGGCUGACCAUGGUCCUAAACUGGGACCUGUGAACCAGAAGAACCCAUUGGUUACCAGGUACUUCUCCUUCUCCUCCUUUGAGCUCCUCUCUCUGGAGGAGGAGCUGCGUCUCCUGGAAGUGCCGACUGCGGCGUGUCACUUCCUGGCGCACAACGGCUGGGUGAUGGGGGACGACCCCCUCCGCAACUUCGCUGAACCAGGCUCCAGUGUGUACCUGCGCAGGGAGCUGGUGUGCUGGGGCGACAGCGUGAAGCUGCGCUACGGCGCCGGCCCCCAGGACUGCCCCUACCUCUGGGCCCACAUGACGCGCUACACACAGACCACCGCACAGCACUUCCACGGGGUCCGCCUCGACAACUGCCACUCCACACCGCUGCACGUGGCUGAGACCAUGCUGUCCGCUGCCCGGGCGGUGCGCCCCGACCUGUAUGUGAUCGCUGAGCUCUUCACGGGCAGCGAGACUCUCGACAACGUCUUCGUCAACCGCCUUGGGAUCAGCAGCCUCGUGCGCGAGGCCAUGUCUGCGGGGGACAGCCAUGAGGAGGGCCGCCUGGUGUACCGCUACGGGGGCCAGCCGGUGGGGGCCCUGGUGCAGCCCAGCCUGCGGCCCCUGGUCCCCUCCAUCGCCCACGCCAUGUUCCUGGACAUCACCCACGACAAUGAGUGCCCCAUCCAGCUGCGGUCGGUGCUGGAUGCCCUGCCGAGUGCCGCUGUUGUGUCGAUGGCGUGCUGCGCCACCGGCUCCACCAGAGGGUACGACGAGCUGGUACCACACCAGAUCUCGGUGGUCAAGGAGGAGCGUGUGUACCCCAGCUGGAGCGCGGCGCCCUCUGCCUCUGUGGGGGUGACCAGCGGCCAGACUGGCAUCACGGCCGCAAAGAGAGCCAUCAACCUGCUGCACCAGGAGCUGGCGGCACAGGGCUUCAUACAGGUGUACGUGGACCAGGUGGACGCGGACACGGUGGCUGUGACUCGCCACUGUCCCUCGACCCAUCAAUCAGUGGUGACCGUCAGCAGAACAGCAUUCUGGGACAUCAAGACCCACCAGUACCCCCCCACCACCCCUCCCAUGUUCAUACCAGGGAAGAUCGAGGAGGUGGUGUUUGAGGCGAGGAUGGUUGAAAGGCAUGCUGGGAGUUAUAAGAGAGACGAUGACGUCAUCAAUGGCAUGCCGGAGUACUCUGUGGAGAUCAAGGAGCACAUAGCGCUAGCGGAAAGUACUCUGGUGAAGCCGGGGGUCGUGACCUCUAAGGGGAGGUCAGAGUUCAUCCAGGAGAUCACCUUCCAGAAGCUGACCCCUGGGAGCGCCAUCGCCUUCAGGGUGAGCCUGGACCCCCGGGCCCAGCAAGUGGUCGGGAUCCUCCGCUUCUACCUCACCCAGUUCAGCCCCAAGUACCGCAAGGGCAGCAUCCCGGACCUCCAAACACCCCCCGCGCUGAAGACCCCCCUGGCACAGCUGAUGUCCCAGCUCUCCCUCUCCGACCUCAACAUCCUGCUGUUCCGCUGCGACGCUGAGGAAGAGGAGGAUGGAGGAGGAUGCUACGGCGUCCCGGGCUGGGAGAAGUUCCGCUACGCCGGGCUGCAAGGGCUCAUCUCGGUGCUGGCUGAGAUCCGGCCCACCAACGACCUGGGCCACCCGCUGUGUGUGAACCUCCGUCAGGGGGACUGGCUGCUGGACUACGUCUCCUCCCGCCUGGUAGCCCGCGAGGGACCGCUGGCCCAGGUGGGCCAGUGGCUGGCCUCUAUGUUUGACUUCCUGAAGCUGGUUCCUCGGUAUCUCAUCCCCUGCUAUUUCGACGCCAUCUUGGUCGGGGCAUACGGAGCGGCGCUGCAGUCCACCUACCGCCUCAUGUCCAGUUUCGUCCAGGAGGGCUCCAGCCUGGUGCGGCUGCUGGCGCUGGGCUCGGUCCAGAUGUGCGGGGUGGGUCGGCUGCCGGCCCUGCCUCCGCUCUCCUCCUCGCUGGAGGACGUCCCCUACCGCCUCAGCCCCGUCACCGGGCAGAAGGAGCAGUGCUGCGUCUCAUUGGCUGCAGGUCUUCCUCACUUCUCCUCGGGGAUCUUCCGCUGCUGGGGGCGGGACUCCUUCAUCGCCCUGCGCGGCCUGAUGCUGCUGACGGGACGCCACCUGGAGGCGCGCAACGUGAUCCUGGGUUUCGCGGGGACGCUGCGCCACGGCCUGGUCCCAAACCUGCUGGGCGGCGGCCGCGCCGCACGCUACAACUGCAGGGACGCCGUCUGGUGGUGGCUGCAGUGCGUCCAGGACUACGUUACCCAGGUGCCCCAGGGAGAGGACAUCCUGCUGUGUCCCGUCACACGCAUGUUCCCAACCGACGACUGUGAGCCCCGCCCCGCCGGAGAGGUGGAGCAGCCUCUCCAUGAUGUCAUCCAGGAGGCUCUCCAGCGCCACCUGCAGGGGAUCUCCUACCGAGAGAGAGGAGCCGGACCCAAGAUAGACCAGCACAUGAGGGACGAAGGGUUCAACGUGGUCGUCAAGGUGGACCCGGAGACGGGUUUCGUAACCGGGGGGAACCGCUUCAACUGUGGUACCUGGAUGGACAAGAUGGGAGAGAGCGAGCGUGCUCGCAACAAAGGGAUGCCCGCAACGCCCAGGGAUGGCGCGGCCGUGGAGAUCGUGGGUCUCUGUAAGUCGACGCUGCGCUGGUUGCUGCUGCUACACAAGGAGGGACUGUACCCCUACGACGGAGCCACAGUACUCAGAGAAGGCAAGGAGGAGUUCAUCCAGUACUCGUGGUGGGACCAGGCCAUCCAGCGGUCCUUCGAGGCGUCCUUCUGGGUGUCGGGCGAGGCCGGGGACCCCCUCGAGACCCGCCCAGACCUGGUCCACAAACAGCACAUCUACAAGGACAGCUUCGGGGCCUCCAGCGCCUGGUGUGACUACCAGCUCCGGCCCAACUUCACCAUCGCUAUGGUGGUGGCUCCAGAGCUGUUCUCCACUGAGCGCGCUUGGAAGGCCCUGGAGGUGGCAGAGAGCAAACUACUGGGAACACUGGGAAUGAAGACCCUGGACCCAGAUGACAUGGUGUACUGUGGUGUCUAUGACAACGCACUGGACAACGACAACUACAACCUGGCCAAGGGUUUCAACUACCACCAAGGGCCGGAGUGGCUGUGGCCAAUAGGAUACUUCCUCCGGGCCAAACUCUUUUUCUCUAAGAAGCUGGGGGAGGAAGAGUACCAGAGGACCGUGACUCUGGUCAAACACCUGCUGUCACGGCACUACACCCACCUGGAGGGGUCUCCAUGGAAGGGUCUCCCUGAGCUGACCAAUGAGAGCGGGCAGCACUGCCCCUUCAGCUGUGAGACUCAGGCCUGGUCGCUGGCCACCGUGCUGGAGGUGCUCUAUGACCUCUAGGUGACCUCUAGCUGACCUCUGGGUGACCUCUGUGUGACCUGAAGACAACCUCUGUCCUGCAGCGUCCAGUGGUGCUGCGCUACUCUCUGUUAGAAGCAGGAAGCAGCGUCCAGCUCUGGGUCAUCCUGUGUCCUCAGAGUCACGUGAUCAGGAUCAAUAACACUGAUCGGUCUUAUUCUAAAGGGAAUGUUUUGUUUCUGACAUCUUAUGCACACAUAGUUUAUUUUACCCCAACAAAACCAAUAUCGAUGCCCACUACUAUUGAGAAUAGGUGUGUAUCACACGAGAGAGAAUAAAUAAUAAAGUAUUAAUGUUUGGCCCUAGGGUUCCUCCUGGUGGGCGUGGUGACAGCCUUUUAACAGAGUCAACUACAGAUAGUAUAUCAAAAUGAGUAUAUCAAAUAUAAUAUAUCAAAUAUAAUAUAUCAAAUAUAGUAUAUAAAAAUACUAUAUAAAAUAUAGUGUAUCAAAUAUAGUUUAUCAAGUUUACAAUGCUCUUCUUUUUAGCAUUUACUAACAUGCGAUAAUAUGCUAACUAGCCAAAACCUGCUGACAUGAUUUAAAAUGCUUACAUGCUGCAACGUAUUUUCAUGCUCCUACAUGCUACAUGCUUCAACAUGCUCGCAUGCUACAACAUACUAAUAUCCUUGACAACAUGCUAACAUCCGCUAACAUGCUUCAACAUGUUAUAACAUCUUCUACAUGCCCUGAUCCCAACAUUAUAUUGCAUAAAUGUAGUUUGUUCAGAGUCUGGAAUGAUCUAGGAUUGAUCAUAUAUCUAUAAACUAUAGAUGCAAGAUGUUUCCUGCUGACCCUGUCCCCUCCUACUAAAGAGUCCACCUUCCUCCUAGUUUACCACAUGUAUUAUGCUAUAUAUUUUUUAUAUAUUUAAAUAUAUUUUUACUAAUUCAUGCUGUGCUGUUUGAGGACAAGGGGAGUGGCUCCACUGCUGGGUACUAAUUCUACUGUGGUAUUACUUUAGUAUUACAGGGUCAUACUGUAGUGUUGCUGUGUGUCAUGCUGUAGGAUUUCAGUGCAGUAGAACUACUGUGUAUACCCUGAGACUAGGGCACUUUUAAGCCUGCUGUACUGCAUGUGUUGAACUGCUACAUAGUUCAGAUAUCAAGCUCUGAUUCAUGUUUAUUAACCCUGAACCCUGCGCACGAUCCUACUGAGAACUACCUCCAAGACUUAGUCUGUUAGAGAAACACCUGGACCUACCUUAGUCUAGACUGAAACACCUGGACCUACCUUAGACUGAAACCCUGGACCUACCUUAGACUGAACACCUGGACCUACCUUAGUCUAGACUGAAACACCUGGACCUACCUUAGUCUAGACUGAAACACCUGGACCUACCUUAGACUGAACACCUGGACCUACUGGACCUACCUUAGUCUAGACUUAAACACCUGGACCUACCUUAGUCUAGACUGAAACAUCUGGACCUACCUUAGACCAGACUGAAACAUCUGGACCUACCUUAGACUAGACUAAAACAGCUGGACCUACCUUAGUCUAGACUGAAACACCUGGACCUACCUUAGUCUAGACUGAAACACCUGGACCCACCUUAGACUGAAACACCUGGACCUACCCAACUCUCCCUUUCCGGUCUCCAUGGAGACCAAGCUGGUCUUAACUAACUGAACUCCCAGUGAGUAUAACCCUGGACUUCUCUGAGAGGCUCCAGCGGGACGUUGGGAGGAGAAGACAUCUAGCUAUGAACAGAAGUCAUGAUACCAGGAUGGUUCCGUUGUUUCAUGAGAACCUUAACUCUGAGGACCCCCUGGUGCCUUCAGAGACCAUCUCUCUGUGGUCUACACCUUCACCUGACCCUCCUGACCUCGUCCUGAGAGCAGUGGGUCACUUUAUGUUCAUGUCCUCAUGACAGACCUCUGGACAAUCUAACACGGAGCUCUUGUUCCAUGUGUUCCAACAGAGGUUUCACCAUGUGUUCUAACAGAGGUUCCACCAUGUGAUCUAACAACGGUUCCACCAUGUGUUCUAACAGAGGUUCCACCAUGUGAUCUAACAACGGUUCCAUCAUGUGUUCUAACAGAGGUUCCACCAUGUGUUCUAACAAUGGUUCCAUAAUGUGUUCUAACAGAGGUCCCAUCAUGUGUUCUAACAGAGGUUCCACCAUGUGUUCUAACAAUGGUUCCAUAAUGUGUUCUAACAGAGGUCCCAUCAUGUGUUCUAACAGAGGUUCCACCAUGUGUUCUAACAGUGAUUCCAUCAUGUGUUCUAACAGAGGUCCCAUCAUGGGUUCUAACAGAGACUCAACAAUGUAGAGCAGGAUGUCUUGUUGUUGCUACAUGCUAAUGCUAACGCUAGCGCUAACCUCUAAUUCUGCUCAUGCCUGUCCCUGCUACAAAGAGAGGAGAAUGAUUUAAAAAGAGCGUUGAGCUAGAGACAGCCCUACUGUUCCAGGAUGUUUGUGUGUUGAAGAGGAAACAUGGAUGUUUACCGUCAGAGCUGUUGUUGUUCCCAGAUUACUGUUACCAUGGAUACAACAAUGCUGAAUAAACUCCACAUUAACACAAUCUUCUCCAGCUCUUGUGUU